Messenger RNA from Tachysurus vachellii, 1335 nucleotides. RefSeq lists its product as uncharacterized. Lineage: Eukaryota; Metazoa; Chordata; Actinopteri; Siluriformes; Bagridae. The coding region runs from base 163 to 1161 and encodes 332 amino acids. The transcript has 2 exons. The record is from RefSeq and is a predicted model, not a curated record.
GAGGGAGCACAAGUGGAGAAAUAGAGACACGAUCUAGGGAAGCUCCAUGGUAACGAGAGAUCAUCUACAGCAUCUGCUGACUUUCUGUAAAGAAAUAAAAGAGAAAAUCACAUAGGACUGUUAGACCUUGGGCAUCUUCUUGGCCAGUAUCAUAUCUGUACCAUGUCUCGGCCCACGCCGCACCUCCCGCACGUCUCUGACUCGUCUUGCUGGAGCUCUGAGACAGAAAUCAGUCAGAGAUUUUACAGGAGCUCUCGUGGGUCAGGAGGAAAGAGCGUGCCAUGUCCUCUCGGUCCUGUUCCUCUGUUCCGCUCCAUCGGGCUGACGGGGUUAUCAGCCAGCCUGCCACCUCACCGCCGCUUACGCUCCGUCUUACACAGAGCGCGAGCGGUGCGACCUGAUAAUGCUAAUGCUAAUGAGACCGACAGGGCUCGAGGUGGCUCGGAUGCUAACAGACUCGUUUCUGAAGCCACUGACACUGGAUUGCCUUUCAAAGACUUUCUGCCUGAUAUCAUGACCCCGACUCCCCGUCCUCCGUCUCAAAGCAGAGAGACAAGAACAAGGGAAAGUCGUUCGAUCGGAAACGUGGAGACCUUCUCCAGUCUCUGGUCACAAGCUGAGUCAAGCUUAAACCCCAGCUUUGAUCUUGUAGAUACGUUACAAAGGCGCCACAGCGUGGGACACCAAGAUCCUCCAUCAAAGAUCUACGCAAGCAGGAGGACCGUCGUGUUUCCUCUCACGAGCACAGAAACUCCAGCGCAUGCUGGAAGGAAGAGGUGGAGCAGGAGGAUCAGACAGAUUUGGACCUCAGAGAAAAGCAGUGAUGAGCAGGACAUCAGCGAGUACUUUCAUAGCCUGGUUAUAACAGACAAUGUUCCUUCUGCCAACACGAAGCACCCGCAAACUUCUGGAUCUCCCAAAUCCAACAGAAGUGAUGUAGACAGUGAGCGUGAAGGUAAGGGGGCGUGUCACACCAGGAGAGACCGACGCCCCCAUUUCCUGCCGCCGAUAUCUCAGUCUGGAUGCCUGUUAGACGUCCCCUUCAUCCUUCCGGAGAAUUCCCCUCCUCCGUCUCCCAGCAGCACUUUCAGCACUCCUUUCUUCCCUCUGUGUGUUCCAGCACUUCCUGUUUUUCCCCAGAAUAGACAGAGAGACACCUGAGAGACACCUGUGAGACACCUGAGAGACACCUGUGAGACACCUGUGAGACACCUGAGACACCUGUGAGACACCUGUGAGACACCUGUGCGACACCUGUGAGACACCUUUGAGACACCUGAGAGAGACCUGUGAGACACCUGUGAGACACCUGAGAGACACCUGAGACACCUGUGA